AUGGUGGAUCAGUCGUCUAUCGAUGGGCGUCACCCAAUGAUGAGGGUUCUGUGGAAGCCCGACGUCGCAAAGCUCACGCAGAGCAAUGCACAGGGAUAUUCAGAUUACCCGACAAAUGCUACAGACAAGAUGUUGGAGAUGCCUCUCACAAAGAACCUGGCCAAGUUGGCGACAAUGGCAGGUCUCGUCGCUCAUCUCAACCCGCGAGUCAACAUCCUCGAGCUGGGUGCCCCAAUCCCAGACUUUACCAGACACCUUUUGCGAGAUGUUUUACGCUCUGAAACACCCUACAAACAAUUCGGCUCUUAUUCUCGCGGCUACUUCACCGCAAACGGUGAGCUCUUUGUGGAGGCGUUGGAGUCAGCGGACUCAAUUGCGGACAGCUUCGACAAGAUCCAACAACGGGUUGAGGUCACAUACGAUUUGAUCAUAUUCCCCAAUCCCUUUUACCAAGACGAAUUUGCUCCGGAGCGAUUGAAUCUUGUCCAAUCGUUUCUGCGACCUCAAGGAAGAGUGCUGGGCCGCCUACCUGCCGCCCUCGAAGUACCAGACAUGGCUAAGUCUGCUGGGCUGGGUACAGUCCAGAUCCCCACGGGAGAUGCUUCCGAAGCUCUUCUUCUAGCAAGCAGACUGAAAGACAGAGGGGGCGAGUCAGAUGAAAAUAUUCGUCGUAUAGUAGUGGUCGAACGUGGAUGCAACAGUGCUUUCAAGGACUUCAUGGUUCAGGCACUAUCUGCAUAUAUCGAGAAACCGGUGGAAAGAGUCACCCUUUCCGCACUGACCUCUGGACUCGUCACGCCAGGAACGACCAUCAUUUCUAUGGUAGAAUUGUACGAACCGCUUUUGGCAACGAUGUCUGUCCCUGAGAUGGCUAGCCUCAAGAUCAUGACGGACAACGCGGAGAACCUACUUUGGAUCACAGGCGGCGAUCAACUCAGCGGAGUCCGCCCCAACUUUGCCAUGGUGUCAGGCUUUCAGCGAUCUUUGGUGCUCGAGCAGCUAUCUCUGAAAUUCUGUACCUUUGACAUCGACCAGCCGGGAGCUCAUCAACAGGCAACAGUUGACAAUAUCCUUGCCGUAUUAGAUGAGCUAGGAUCUGAAGAAAUUCGUGACUGUGAGACAGUUCAGAAGGACGGCGUCCCUUACCUCAGUCAUUUCGUGCCAGAAGAGACAAUGAAUGAGACUUUCCGGCAGAAACUGGGAGUCAGGCAAGCACUGAAACCCCUUGGCCAAGUCAAACCGUGUCGCCUUACCAUCAGAGAUCUCGGUCAAUUUGACACAUUGGCUUUCAAGCCGACUGCAUCCAGUUCCAAGGAAUUGGGGGCCGAUUCGGUUGAGGUGGACGUCAAGUCUGUCGGACUGAAUGCCAAGGAUAUCUACGUCUACUGCGGCAAGGUCGAGACUCGUGGCGCAACCAGCUCUCUAGAGUGCGCCGUGUCGAGGCUGACAGCAGGUGAUCGUGCUUGUGCGAAGCUGCAAGACGGAGAAGAUUACAAGGUGGUAUCGACACUGCCUCUGGUCUUUGCUACCGCACUCUAUGCUCUUUCUGAUCGCGCCAACCUUCGCGAACAUGAGAGUGUUCUUAUCCACUCCGGUGCUGGCGGUGUCGGAAUCGCUGCCAUUCAGAUCGCCCAGCUGAAGGGUGCAGAGAUCUUCACAACGGUCAGCACCGAGGAAAAGAAGAAUUUCUUGGUCAACCACUUUGGGAUAAGAAGAGAGAACAUUUUCAACUCCCGCGACGCUUCAUUCCUGCCUGGCAUUCUUGGUGCAACCAAUGGGAAAGGAGCCGACGUCGUCCUGAACUCCCUCACUGGAGACCUUCUACACGACAGUUGGAGAGCUUGUGCGAGAUUUGGAAGGCUGGACAUGCAGAUGUUUCGCCGCAAUGUUACCUUCACGGCCUUUGACGUGAGCGAAUUGUGCGACAUCAGCAAUCGAACUCUGAGCAAUACGUGGGAAAGGCUACUGAAAGAAUUCAUGACCCUUUAUCGAAGUGGACAGAUCAAAGCCUUUGAUCCCCUCAGGGUCUUUGAUGUUUCAGAGAUAUCUCAAGCGUUCCGACACUUCUCGUCUAAGAACCGCAUGGGUAAGAUUGCAGUCUCUUUCGAGAAAGAUGAAUCUUUGGUCCAAGUCCUGCCGUCUCAAUACGACUCAAAUUUCUCCGACCAUAAGACCUACGUCCUCAGUGGUUGUCUCGGAGGCAUCGGGCGAAGCAUCACCAAAUGGAUGGUAAGGCAAGGGGCAAGAAAAUUCGGCUUCAUUGGCCGUUCAGGCCUCGACAAAGAACCAGCGCGUCGACUAGUGCAUGAUCUGGAAGACUCGGGGGCCAGCUGCACCGUCAUCCGUGGUGAUGUUGGCAACUACGAAGACGUCCAAAAAUGCGUGGAAGCUGUCGAUGGACCAGUCGGUGGUGUGAUCCAAGCAGCCAUGGGCCUGGACGAACACAUUUUCACGGCCAUGUCCAAUCAGUCGUGGCACACGAGCGUCAACCCCAAGGUGCAUGGGACCUGGAACCUUCACAACGCCAUCAAAGGCAGAGACAGCGAACUCGACUUCUUCCUGAUGACCAGCUCCGUUGCCGGCAGCGUCGGCACCGCCACCGAAAGCAACUACACGUCCGCCAAUUCCUUCCUCGACAACUUCGCCAAACACCGUCGCAACCAAGGCCUACCCGCCACCUCGAUCGGCCUCGGCAUGAUUUCCGAAGUCGGCUACCUGCACGAAAACCCCGAGAUCGAAGCGGUCCUCCUCCGCAAGGGAAUCCAACCCAUCAAAGAAGACGAACUCCUCUCCAUCAUCGACCUCACCCUUUCUCGGCCGGACCAUACCCUGGUGGGUGAAGCCCAUAUCCUCACCGGCUUGGAGACGCAGGGCAUGAAGAAGCUGCGCCAGAUGGGCUUCGAGGGCACGAUCCCGACGCUCAACGACUCGCGCGCCUCCAUCCUCGCCAGCUCCCUUGACGGCGAGUCUGACGCUCACUCCAAGAAGAGCGACUCCGGCCUCCCGCCCGCGUUGGCCCAGACCCUCGAGCCCGGCGGCACUAAUGACGACGUCCUUGACACCAUCACCGCUAUCAUCGUCGCGCGGUUGGCGAAUCUGAUCUUGGUGCGCGCCGAGAAGAUCGAUUCCAAAGUCCCACUCAUCAAAUGGGGGAUGGACAGCAUGUUGGGCGCGGAGUUCCGUACCUGGUUCUUCAUGGCCUUUGCGGUCGAUAUUCCCUUCUUGCUGUUGCUGGGGGCGGAGGUGACGCCGCAGGGCCUGGGAGAGAUGACCAAAAAGGAUAUGAUGGCGGCGAAUCGGUUUGUGAUUGACUGA
Endocarpon pusillum Z07020 is the source of this 3315-nucleotide messenger RNA. RefSeq lists its product as uncharacterized. Gene Ontology annotation, molecular function: oxidoreductase activity; fatty acid synthase activity. Bases 1 to 3315 code for a protein of 1104 amino acids. Gene Ontology annotation, biological process: fatty acid biosynthetic process; secondary metabolite biosynthetic process. Lineage: Eukaryota; Fungi; Ascomycota; Eurotiomycetes; Verrucariales; Verrucariaceae. The transcript is spliced from 3 exons. The record is from RefSeq and is a predicted model, not a curated record.